ACGAAUCAUACGCAGUGGCGAAGCUAAGAAUCCGCAAGCGCUCCCAUCACAGUGGAAAGAAGAAAAAAACCCUCACACCCGCAUACUCGUUCCUCUCUUUUACGACUAGCUACAGCCGAGCAACCUGACUAGAACACGCCAAGAAGGUCCGGUCCAACAGUGGCACUCGGCAUCACAGCGACGGAGAGGACAGAGCGCUCGGACAUGUCUGGCUCAUCGGGGCAGAGGAAGGGGGCGGCAGCCCGUCUGAGAAAAUGUGCCUUCUGCAAAACCAACCGGGACAAGGAGUGCGGGCAGCUGCUGGUGUCGGACAACCAGAAGGUGGCCGCCCAUCACAAGUGCAUGCUUUUCUCCUCCGCGCUGGUGACCUCUCACUCGGACAGUGAGAACAUCGGGGGCUUCUCCAUCGAAGACGUGAAGAAGGAGAUAAAGAGGGGAAACAAGCUGAUGUGCUCGUCCUGCCACCGGCCUGGCGCCACCAUCGGCUGUGAUGUGAAGACGUGCCGGAGGACAUAUCACUACUACUGUGCCUUGUGGGACAAGGCCCAAAUCAAGGAGAACCCCUCCCAGGGCAUCUACCUUGUGUACUGUCGUAAACACCGGGACACCAUACAAGACUCCAGCGAAGAUGAACUGGGGGGUGUGGCCAAUGACUCAGACUCCUCCCCUCCCAGAGGCAGGGGGCGGGGUCGUUUAGAUAAGGGGCGGAUCAAGGCCAGCUCUCGCGGCCAAUCGGAUGACACCCGCUCUACGUCCUCGCACGGAGCGGAUGAUAUGGAGAGCGCCUUGCACCGGGACCGCUCCCCCCUGCGGGGCAGCCCCAGUGACUCCGGCCUCCGCUGCGGCUUCUGCCACGCCGGGGAGGACGAGAGCGAGACGCGCGGCGUGCUGCACGCCGACAGCGGGAAGAAGGUCGCCGCGCACUACAAGUGCAUGCUCUUCUCUUCCGGGACCGUCCAGCUCACCACCACCUCCCGCGCUGAAUUUGGGAACUUCGACAUUAAAACCGUCAUCCAGGAGAUAAAGCGGGGGAAGCGAAUGAAAUGCACCCUGUGUGCCCAGCUGGGAGCCACCAUUGGGUGUGAGAUUAAGGCCUGCGUGAAGACCUACCACUACCACUGCGGUCUGCAGGACAAAGCCAAGUACAUCGAGAACAUGGCACGAGGCAUCUACAAGCUGUACUGUAAGAACCACAGUGGGAAUGAGGAGCGUGACGAAGAGGAUGAGGAGAGGGAGAGCCGCAGUCGACAGAGGGCCUGCAUGGACCGGGGAGGCACCCUCCCCCUGCCCCCGCCUCAGAUCAACGGCAACUAGGCACUCCUCGCUGUACGCACGCACAGCCUCAAUUGACUAGGUUGGUGGUUUUUAAGAUGACACAAGGAUGUGGUGCCAUGGGGAUCAAAGACGGAAAAAAAAUAUUUUUGUAUUGCAUUGUUCUCUGAAAAAUAAGGGCCCAUUCAUUUCAAUCUCCUGAAAGAUUCUCGUUGCCUCUGAUAAGACACACAGCCACAACAUGCAGAUGCCACUCCCGUGCCUUCUACAGUAACCUGUAACGUAUACGCGGUUUCUGUGGGGGAGUUUUUUCCUGUCACAUUACAUCUUAGGCCUUCAGCAGACACUUAUGCAGAGCAGCUUAUAGACAGCUUUCGGUUUUUACGCAAUUCGUUUACACAGCUGGGCAGUUAGUACUGAAGCAGGUUGAGUACCUUACUCGAGGUAACACAGCAGCGCUCCAACAGUGACUGAACCCACACUAGGCCAGUUCCCUAACCUGUAUGCUGCACUGCACAGCCGUCCUGUUGCCAUACUCCCACGGACAAUACACGACAAGAACCAGGAUGCCCUGCGGAAGACUGAGACGCAGGACUGUGGCGUUGUGCUGCCAUUGCUCACUCUGGUCAGUGUGGGACACUAACACACUCUACAUAUGACAGGACUGGAACAUGGCCGCCUUCUAUGUCCUGCUCACGCUGUGCUCCCCUGAUUCACUCAAAAUGGAGGAGAAAAAAAAAACAUUUUUCAGGAUCCAUUACGAGGAGGUUGUCAUUUUGUUUUGUUUACCUUUUUUUUUUCUUGCCAAUCGUCGAGGCAUAACUCAUUUUCUUUUUCUAGAAAGUGUAAUAUUUUUCCCCCUUUAAUCAUGUAUUAUAUUUUACUACCGUAUUAUCAUGAUUGUUAUUGGGAAUGUCUGUGGCUUUCUUUAUACUCGGUCAGGAUUAAAAUUCCUCUGGUAGCAUGA
Molecule: messenger RNA, 2239 nt
Organism: Conger conger (European conger)
Lineage: Eukaryota; Metazoa; Chordata; Actinopteri; Anguilliformes; Congridae
Gene: phf6
Product: PHD finger protein 6
Exons: 11
Coding region: 205-1314 (369 amino acids)
Cellular component (GO): nucleus
Source: RefSeq, a predicted model, not a curated record